This is a messenger RNA of Echinostoma caproni, 492 nucleotides long. Lineage: Eukaryota; Metazoa; Platyhelminthes; Trematoda; Plagiorchiida; Echinostomatidae. The record is from the annotation of a GenBank genome assembly.
AUGUGCGCAUACUCACGUUCUUGCGUUCUCCUCAUCCCUGCGGUCUUAUUGUCUUUCUCACCCCACCCCACAACAAUCCAUCAUUCACCCACAUUGUUUUGCCUACCAGUUUGCAGUUUUGUGCUGGCCAACGCUCGUAUCGUGGACUAUCCGAUUGUGUACUGUAACGAAGGAUUUUCCCGUCUCACUGGUUACAGUCGUGUUGAUAUUAUGCAAAAGAGCGGGAAUUGUGCCUAUUUCUACGGGGAACAGACCUCGACCGAGAUGCGUGAACGAUUGCUCAAAGCGCUGGAUUCGCAAACCCCGGAUCAAAUAGAAAUGCUUUUGUACAAGAAGAAUCGUACGUCUUGCAAUUCGCCCAUUUGGGUGCUUGUUUGCGUGGCCCCGGUGCGAAACGAACAGGAGGAAGUGGUCCUGUUUCUUCUCGCUUUUCGUGAUAUCACCCCGUUGAAAACGCCAUUCGAGGACGAGGAGACUACGAAAGGUGAGUGA